CAGUCUUUCCCCAACUAUAAAUGCCCAAUUUAGAGCUCAGCAAAGAAAAAAAGAAAAAAAUAUAUAUAUUUUAAGCCUAGAAACCUCCAUUUCAAGAAAGCAUCAUAAUUAAUCAUUCCCACUCUCCCUCUCUUUCUAUUAAUACUACUUGUUGUAUUCUAUCCUCCCACGACAGCACAAAGGCAUAUAUGGAGAAUAUGAGUGAAGAAUAUAAACAAUACAAACAUUAUUGGGAAACCAAUAUGUUCCUCCAAACUGAAGAGCUUGAUAGUUGGGGAUUGGAUGAGGCUUUUUCUGGGUACUAUGAUUCGAGCUCACCAGAUGGGGCAGCAUCAUCGGCAGCUUCAAAGAACAUUGUGUCAGAGAGGAAUAGGAGGAAGAAGCUGAAUGAAAGACUCUUUGCACUUAGAGCGGUGGUCCCCAAUAUUAGCAAGAUGGAUAAGGCAUCGAUAAUCAAGGACGCAAUUGACUAUAUCCAAGAGCUGCACGACCAAGAAAAAAGAAUCCAAGCUGAGAUAAUGGAUCUUGAAUCCGGGAAAUUGAAGAAAAAUCCCGGUUAUGACUUUGAUGAUCUGGAGUUACCUGUCUUGUUGAGAUCAAAGAAAAAGAAAACUGACCAAUUUUAUGAUUCUGGGGGUUCAAGAAUUUCCCCUAUUGAAGUCCUAGAACUCAGAGCUACUUACAUGGGAGAGAAAACUGUGGUGGUGAGUCUAACAUGUAGUAAAAGGACAGAUACGAUGGUGAAACUUUGUGAGGUCUUUGAAUCUUUAAAGCUCAAAAUUAUUACUGCAAACAUCACCGCUUUUUCUGGGAGGCUUGUCAAAACAGUCUUCGUGGAGGCAGAUGAAGAGGAGAAAGAUCAUUUGAAGAUAAGGAUCGAAACAGCUAUUGCGGCUCUCAAUGAUCCACAAAGCCCUAUGAGCAUCUAAUGACGUGGGACUGAAGUUUGAAUCCUCUAUUGGUGGGAUGUUUGGUCACUAUGUCCUUUUCAUGUUUUCAUGAAGAUUUAGUUCAACUCUUUGUUGGGGUUUUAAAUUUAAUCAUUGUUUUCCUUGAUGAAGAGUCUUUGGUCUUGUUUCUUAGGGGAAAGCUACAUAGUUUUUAGUUAACUCCGCCAUCUGAAAUAAUUAUAUGUUGUCAACUUGUUUUUCAAUACUAGAAUAACUUCUUGUCCGAUUAAAGUUGCCUUUUGAAGUAUCCUUGGAAAUAAAAUUUUGUUUGCCGUUUCCCGUUGCUUUU
Messenger RNA from Quercus lobata, 1239 nucleotides. Its product is annotated as transcription factor bHLH35-like. Gene Ontology annotation, biological process: regulation of DNA-templated transcription. Gene Ontology annotation, cellular component: nucleus. The coding region runs from base 189 to 929 and encodes 246 amino acids. The transcript has 5 exons. Gene Ontology annotation, molecular function: DNA-binding transcription factor activity; sequence-specific DNA binding; protein dimerization activity. Lineage: Eukaryota; Viridiplantae; Streptophyta; Magnoliopsida; Fagales; Fagaceae. The record is from RefSeq and is a predicted model, not a curated record.